Salvelinus namaycush (lake trout) is the source of this 2124-nucleotide messenger RNA. RefSeq names its product SKI family transcriptional corepressor 1 homolog-B-like. Lineage: Eukaryota; Metazoa; Chordata; Actinopteri; Salmoniformes; Salmonidae. Gene Ontology annotation, biological process: negative regulation of transcription by RNA polymerase II; negative regulation of BMP signaling pathway. The record is from RefSeq and is a predicted model, not a curated record. Gene Ontology annotation, cellular component: transcription regulator complex; nucleus. The coding region runs from base 1 to 2124 and encodes 707 amino acids. Gene Ontology annotation, molecular function: RNA polymerase II cis-regulatory region sequence-specific DNA binding; SMAD binding; DNA-binding transcription factor activity, RNA polymerase II-specific. The transcript is spliced from 6 exons.
AUGGAGUCGAUACCCAAUCAACAACCAGCGGGACGAGACUCCAGCUCUUCCCCCAGCUCCAAGCAGGACGUUCAGCCCUUCUCCAGCCCCAUCUCCCUGAAGCCUAACCAAGUCAGCGAGACCGCGUUAUAUGGAGUGCACAUCGUGUCUUUGGUCAUAGAUGGCCAGGAAAGACUUUGCUUGGCGCAGAUAUCCAACACAUUGCUAAAGAACUACAGUUACAACGAAAUCCAUAACCGACGCGUUGCUCUUGGAAUCACCUGCGUCCAGUGCACGCCCGUCCAGCUCGAGAUACUGAGGCGCGCUGGCGCCAUGCCAAUCUCCUCGCGGCGCUGCGGUAUGAUCACCAAGCGGGAGGCGGAGAGGCUAUGUAAAUCAUUCCUCGGUGCUCACAACCCACCGAAGCUACCGGAAAAUUUCGCUUUUGAUGUCUCUCAUGAAUGCGCUUGGGGAAGCAGAGGUAGCUUCAUACCUGCAAGGUAUAACAGCUCGAGGGCCAAGUGCAUUAAAUGCACAUAUUGUAACAUGUAUUUUUCCCCGAAUAAAUUCAUAUUCCACUCCCAUCGCACUCCCGAGUCCAAGUAUACACAGCCAGACGCAGCAAACUUCAAUUCGUGGAGGCGCCAUCUCAAACUGACAGACAAAAGCUCGUCGGAUGAUGUUGCCCACGCGUGGGAGGAUGUUAAAGCGAUGUUCAACGGGGGAAGUCGUAAGAGGACGCUACCUAUGAGUGGGUCAUCCAUGUCCUCUCCUUUGAAGUCACAUUCCACCAGUAACCCAACCCAAAGAAGUUCCCCCGAGGUACCCCAUAAAACGUUGCGCUGUGACGAAGACCGAGGUAGGCCUAACAUCAGUCUGUCAAAUGGCGUCCGGAACUACCCGGUUAUCCCUGUGCCCAGCAAGAGCUUUGGGAUGCUUCAAAAGAUCCAGCCACCUCUCUUUCCCCACCCGUAUGGAUUCCCUGCGUUUGGACUGUGUCAAAAGAAGGACGACGGAGUGGGAGAGACAAAUAAAACCAACGUUUCGGGUGUCUUUUGGCCAGGAGCAAAGGACAGUAUCUAUCCCUCUUUCCCGAUGUUUUGGCCUACUGCAGGUGGCCUACCGAUGCCACCGUAUCAACAGUCACCACCCAAACCACCCACAGAGCUCUUAAGUGUCCGACAGAGUGAUCUCGAGUUAUCGGAUCAAAGUGACCGGUGCGCAAACACACCUAAGGAUAGCUUUCACGACAGCGAACGGUGCUCCAGCUCACAAUCCACCCGGAACGACGAGGAUAAAUCCGGGGAUGAGGCCCGGUCGACGGAAGGACUCCCCACAACUCCACGGAAGAUAAAUUACAUCUCUGCGUUCAGACCUGUGGUGAAAGACGCCGAAAGCAUUGCAAAGCUAUACGGCAACAGGGACACGUACAGCGGUGUGCGCUCUGGUUACCUAUCGCCAGAUUUCGUGAGUGAAAGUUCUAGCUAUAGGUCUAUGUCCCCGGAUGUGGAUAGCGUGGACGACCCAGACGUUGACGUGGAGUCAAACAGGGCACAAGAGGAUGAAGAGUCAGUCCAACUGUCAGUGGAGGACCGUCAGAGUCCCCCGCCCCUCAACUCAGCCCAUUCCGGGCCGGAAGAUAGUCAAGAGCUGGGGACAAGUCCAGGACCACACCCGGAAGAUCCCCACUCCGGGUCCUCUGAUGACGAGAGGCACGGUGGACAGGUGUCAGAGCGCCAUGAUACACCGGUGUACGAAGUAAGCGAUGGGGCAUUACGUCAGCAUGACGUCAGUAGGAUCCACGAAAAAGAUAUCGAAAACAUGGCUAAAGAGGAACUUCAGAAACAGCUUGUCGAACAAGUGGAGCUCAGAAAAAAGUUGGAACGCGAAUUUCAAAGUUUAAAAGAUAAUUUUCAGGACCAAAUGAAGAGGGAACUGUCCUACAGAGAAGAGAUGGUCCAACAGCUUCAUAUUGUCCGAGACACUUUGUGCAGCGAGUUGGAUCAAGAAAGAAAGGCGCGUUAUGCAAUACAACAGAAGCUAAAAGAAGCUCAUGACGCCCUGCACCAUUUCUCCUGCAAGAUGCUGACCCCUCGCCACUGUACUGGAGCCUGUACUUUCAAACCCCCUCUGCUGCCUCCAUAA